Messenger RNA from Cylicocyclus nassatus, 684 nucleotides. The record is from the annotation of a GenBank genome assembly. Lineage: Eukaryota; Metazoa; Nematoda; Chromadorea; Rhabditida; Strongylidae.
AUGCAACUCGUGCGUCGCCUCCUGCUUCUUCCAAAUCGUGUUUGGCUUACGUCAGUUAAGAUGAGUACGACUAGUAAAUCCUGGGUCAACGACCCCAUCUCAAAACAGAAGAAGGAGCUCCGCAAAGAAGUACAGCAGCGAUUCUUGAGUAUCUCAGCUGAAGAACAAGUACAACAGAGUAAUAAAGUCCUUGAGAAGAUUUUGGCUGCACCUUGGUUCAAAGAUGCGAAACGAAUCUCCAUUUAUUCAAGCGCAAAAUAUGGAGAGAUACAAACCGACAAAAUUGUCAAAGCAAUAUUGGAUCACGACAAAAUUGCAUUCGUCCCCCAGUUCACAACAGGCAAUCUUCUAAUGAAAUUAUUGAAAGUACCCUCGUACGAAGCAUACGAAAAAAUGGAGCCGUAUCGCUAUGGCAUACGUCAGCCAAAAGACGAGGACAACUGGGAACCGUAUGAGAAGUCUGGUCCUCUAGAUCUCGUGCUUCUGCCAGGAGUGGCGUUUACAAAAAAUGGUGAUAGGCUCGGUCAUGGCAUGGGCUAUUACGAUCGAAUGCUAGCGGACCACAAAAAUCGUUUUGGAAGGCUGCCAAUAAUGUACGGCCUGUCUCUCAGUCAACAGAUGGUCGAUAGCGUACCGCUUAGCGAUACGGACAUCAAAUUAGAUGGAGUGAUUUGUGCAGAAUAG